GUUUCGAUCUGUGCUUUGAAAGCAGCUGACAGCGGGCGGUAAUGUGCUGACUGGCACUAUGGGCAGGAGGUACCCAGGGGCUCACUAUCGGCCAAGCAGCUCAUAUUUCAAAUUAUAAUCUAUUUCCUGAUGCAUUGCUGACGCCCCGUGAGCCAUGUCAGAAGUACUUCCAGUCGAUUCUGGCGUGGACGCCCUGGCAGUGUUUAUGGCAAGCAGCAGCACGACAGACGUUGUGAACCGCAACAGCCCUGCCACCCCGCCCAACACCCUCAACCUGCGCUCCUCUCACAACGAGCUGCUGAAUGCAGAGAUCAGGCACACGGAGACCAAGAACAGCACUCCCCCAAAAUGCAGGAAAAAAUACGCCCUGACUAACAUCCAGACAGCCAUGGGGCUUUCCGACCCGGCGGCGCAGCCCCUUCUGGGCAACAGCUCUGCAAAUAUAAAGCUGGUGAAGAAUGGAGAAAACCAGCUCAGGAAAGCGGCCGAGCAGGGACAGCAGGAUCCCAACAAAAACCUCAGUACCACUGCAGGCAUAAACCUAACUUCUGAGAAGUUUGAAGGCAAAGAGCCGAUCCCACAGGAUUCCUCUGGCUGUGAAAUAUUGCCCUCGCAGCCAAGGAGGACCAAGAGCUUCCUGAAUUACUAUGCGGAUCUAGAGACGUCCACUAGAGAGCUGGAGCAGAGUUUUGUUGCCAUGGAAGAUAAAUCUGCGCAAAGCAACAGCCAGGCUUCUACUGUUAUUGUCAAUGGGGACGUCCUGCCCCGGAAACAAAACAUACUGUCGAGCCCAGAGGAUGGCCAAGUUGCCACAGUGUCAUCAAGCCCAGAGACUAAGAAAGACCACCCAAAGACUGGGGCCAAAACAGAUUGUGCCCUCCACAGGAUUCAAAACCUGGCCCCAAGCGAUGAGGACUCCAGCUGGACUACGCUGUCCCAGGACAGUGCUUCGCUGAGCUCGCCCGACGAAACAGCAGAUAUAUGGAGUGACCAUUCAUUUCAGACAGACCCAGAUCUACCACCUGGCUGGAAAAAAAUCAAUGACAUUGCUGGAAUCUAUUACUGGCACAUACCAACAGGAACAACUCAAUGGCAGCGUCCUGUGUCCAUCCCAACAGAUCUCCAGGGCUCACGGAAAGGAUCACUUGGUUCCAUUACUCCAUCUCCUACUCCAGAAACUGAGAAACAGCCAUGGAGUGAUUUUGCUGUACUGAAUGGGGGAAAGAUUAAUAGUGACAUUUGGAAGGAUCUGCAUGCAGCCACUGUGAACCCAGACCCAAGUCUGAAAGAGUUUGAAGGAGCAACGUUACGCUAUGCCUCUUUGAAGCUCAGAAAUGGACCACAAUCUGAUGAUGAUGAUUCUUGUAGUAUCAACAGUGAUCCAGAAUCCAAGUGCUUUGCUGUGCGAUCUCUGGGCUGGGUGGAAAUGGCAGAAGAAGACCUGGCUCCUGGCAAAAGCAGUGUUGCUGUGAACAAUUGCAUCAGACAACUCUCUUACUGUAAAAAUGACAUCAGAGACACCGUCGGCAUUUGGGGAGAGGGCAAAGACAUGUACCUUAUCCUGGAGAAUGACAUGCUGAACCUCAUUGACCCCAUGGACCGCACAGUUCUGCACUCACAGCCCAUCGUGAGCAUCAGAGUCUGGGGCGUGGGGCGUGACAACGGCCGAGACUUUGCUUACGUGGCAAGGGACAAGGACACCAGGAUUCUGAAAUGUCAUGUGUUCCGCUGUGACACACCUGCCAAAGCCAUCGCCACCAGCUUGCACGAGAUCUGCUCAAAGAUUAUGGCUGAACGGAAGAAUGCUAAAGCUAUGGCUUGCAGCUCCCUGCAGGACAGGACAAGUGUCACCCUUGAUGUUCCUCUGCAAGUAGAUUUCCCAACACCAAAGACAGAACUGGUCCAGAAGUUCCACGUCCAGUACCUGGGCAUGCUGCCUGUGGCUAAACCUGUGGGAAUGGAUACUCUGAACAGUGCCAUUGAAAGCCUAAUGACUUCCUCUAGCAAAGAAGACUGGAUGCCAGUUACCAUGAAUGUUGCUGAUGCUACUGUCACAGUCAUCAAUGAGGGGAAUGAAGAGGAGAUCUUGGUGGAGUGCCGCGUGCGGUUCCUGUCCUUCAUGGGCGUAGGCAAGGACGUCCACACGUUUGCCUUCAUCAUGGAUACAGGGAACCAGCAUUUCGAGUGCCACGUCUUCUGGUGCGAGCCAAACGCAGGCAACGUGUCAGAAGCUGUUCAGGCCGCUUGUAUGUUACGGUAUCAGAAGUGCUUGGUGGCCAGACCUCCGUCACAGAAAGUCCGACCGCCCCCCCCUCCCGCGGACUCGGUGACCAGGAGAGUGACGACCAACGUCAAACGCGGAGUGCUGUCCCUCAUUGACACUUUGAAACAGAAGCGCCCGGUCACCGAGACGCCCUAGCUGCCCCAGGGAGGAGGCUCCUCCCCUGCAGCUGAAGAUAGGAACAGGAACUGACAGUGUCUGGCCUUCCGUUUCCAGCUGCUGAUGCUUUGUCUUCAGAGAAUUUACCCUUCCUGAACCCGUGUUAGACGAGCAUGUUCUCUCCUUCUCGCCACCAUCGUGUGAUAAUGAAAAGAAGCAUGAAUAAUUUUGUUGCUGUCAGUGAGUUCCAUCCUGAGCAAUGGAAGGUCUGUUUGAUUGUAAAUACCUGAACAGUUAACCUAAACUCACACAAAACGAGAAUAUGGCCACGUCCCUCCCGGUGAACUCAUGCUUAAAGUCCUUGGAGUGAAUGAUGCCUGAGUUGAUAGUUUCACCGUCUUGAGCUGGAUUGGUCACAAACCCAUCUUAAACCCUGCAGCGCUUCGCUCUGUUUUCAACACUGGAGUAGUUACCAAGUGCCAGCUACCCUUGAGUUACUGUAGAUUUAAUACCAAGGCUUGUUUUUUACACAGCUACACCUGCUAGUUUGCAGUUGUUUGUCAGCAUUGCUCUGGCAACCACUCAACGUCUCCCCGCCACGCUUUGCCAUCACGGGGUCGUUACUUCACGGAUGGGCUGAGAGGAGAGUUGUGGUUAGCACCAAACCAGUGCUGGGAAUUCCACAAGAGUGUUUUCAGCAACUGAGCUGCAGGGUCAUCCACGGAAGCUUUUCGGCUUCAACCACACAGAUGCAACUGUUGGCUGUUAAAUUUAUUCUCCCACAUCUGUCAUUCACCCAUCAGACCCACCAUUUGUUUCACACAGGGCUCAAACCAAUCAGGGGUAAGAAAGAAUUCAGUGAUUUUAUUGUCCUACAGCUCCUACAGGGACUAGAAUCCCAGCCAUGGGAUGUGGAGGCGUGGCUGGAAGGGACCUCUGCAGGUGAUCAAGUCCAACCCCUCUGUCACAGCAGGGUCACCUAGAGCAGCUUUCACAGGAAUGCUUCUGGGUGGGUUUUGAAGGCCUCCAAAGGAGACUCCACAACCUCUCUGGGCAGCCUGUUCCAGUGCUCCAGCACCCUUAGUAAAGCAGUUUCUCCUGAUGUCCAAGUGAACACUCCACACCUUUUCUAUCCAAGUGCUGGAUGAAAAGUUCAGUUCAGUGUCUGGUUGCACAGUGCCCCCCACCCCUCAGAUUUUGUAGCAGACUAAUUAACGUGGCACAAAAGGAACAGUAAUGGAUCUUGUUCAAAACUUCCAUUCAAUUCCUUUUAAUGCUUUUGUGGCACAGUAAGAAGAGAGAGCUUCUGA
Molecule: messenger RNA, 3690 nt
Organism: Dryobates pubescens (Downy woodpecker)
Lineage: Eukaryota; Metazoa; Chordata; Aves; Piciformes; Picidae
Gene: APBB2
Product: amyloid beta precursor protein binding family B member 2
Exons: 15
Coding region: 155-2419 (754 amino acids)
Biological process (GO): regulation of DNA-templated transcription
Cellular component (GO): nucleus; cytoplasm
Molecular function (GO): amyloid-beta binding; transcription factor binding
Source: RefSeq, a predicted model, not a curated record